Molecule: messenger RNA, 1091 nt
Organism: Hydractinia symbiolongicarpus
Lineage: Eukaryota; Metazoa; Cnidaria; Hydrozoa; Anthoathecata; Hydractiniidae
Exons: 2
Coding region: 611-1060 (149 amino acids)
Source: RefSeq, a predicted model, not a curated record
ACUAUAAAGUGUGCCAAGUUUGAUUAAAUUUGGAUUUCAAUUUUUAACCUCUUUCGAAUUACUUUAUUUCGCAUAUGAGUGUUAUAUGUAGUAUUGAUUAUCUAGAUUUGUUAUUUCAUUUCUUAACAUCUUUAUUUGUCAAGAAAAGAAAACAUGUUGUUUAUUUUAAAUGAAUGUCUAUUAUAUAAAAUAUUUUUGUUUACCUGUCAGACCAGUUUAAAUCAUCAAAAGUUCAAAAUGUUGAUGUCAUUAGUUUUACAAAUGGAUGUUUUUUUCGAUAUACGCUUUAUAUUAUAAAAAUAUACUCUAUAGGAAAACUCAAUAUGAAAUCAAACAAAAAGUUAAGAGACUAUCCUUAGAAUAUGCUCACCUUGAAUCCUAACUUUUUUAUUCAUUGUAAACUCAUGUAAACUUGUAUCCUAGCAUUGCUGUAAAAUGUCUUUUCUCAGGCUUUAUUUGAAAUAGCUUCCCCUUUAAAAUCUAGUUGUCUGUCAGUUAAAUUAGGUUGCUCAAACAGCUUGAAAGAAAAAAAAAACUCUUCUUUUGUGUACAUUUUGACGCCAUGAAAUUGUUUCAUACGAAAAUAUUUUGAUCGGAUCAACUUCACAUCAUGGCGAGCGCAUUACCCAAUUACCUUUACGCUAAAUUAAGGCAAAAUUGGCGCAGUAAUAUUCUAAGAGGACUUAUGGAAUCUGCCACAUCUCCUGUUGAAUUUUCCCUUAUCCUGAUGAAGGAAAAUCAGAAAAACUAUAGAAAUAUUGUAACAGUUGGAUCCGUACCAGAAAGACCAUGUUGCGCUGAUAAAAGAGAUAUCACCGCCAUUCAGAUUGAAGACGUCUCAAAGAUACGAUCAAACGAACUUAAUCUCGUGAAUUGCACAGAAUUGCAUCCAAAUCCACCACCAUUGAUAUUAUCUACCAAUGAUGUAUACGCUAUACCACAAAAUAGUGAAAAAAUAUCACGUUUCCAUAUGAGAAUUCAAGGCGAGAAAGUAUUAGUUACAAUGACAAUGAAUAACAUGAAAUAUAAGGGAACUUUAUACCAAGCUAAUAUAUAUUGAUAUCAAAAGUGCAUAUCGUGUUAUAAUGUCA